This is a messenger RNA of Centruroides sculpturatus (bark scorpion), 2708 nucleotides long. Its product is annotated as inverted formin-2-like. Gene Ontology annotation, molecular function: actin binding. Lineage: Eukaryota; Metazoa; Arthropoda; Arachnida; Scorpiones; Buthidae. The record is from RefSeq and is a predicted model, not a curated record. Gene Ontology annotation, biological process: cellular component organization. The transcript has 14 exons. The coding region runs from base 19 to 2592 and encodes 857 amino acids.
UUAGAUAACAGAAACACAAUGGUAAAGAAGCAGGUGUUCGAAUUGCUAUCUGCUAUAUGCGUUUACGCAGAAAAAGGUCAUGCCUUGGCUCUCGAUGCUUUAGAAUCUUAUAAGAUUACAAAAAAUCAAAGGUAUAGAUUCAGCUUUCUUCUACAAGAACUGAAAGGUUCGGAAGUUCUGUCAUAUUCAGCCACACUUCUGGGUUUCAUUAACUGUAUUAUUAUUGGAACCAAUGAGUUGAGAAAGCGAAUUAAAAUACGAAAUGAAAUGAUUAGUUUGGGUUUAUUAGAACUAAUAAGUUCUUUGAGGUACGUGGAUGAUGAUGAUGUAUUCAUCCAAUGCCAUGUUUUUGAUACUUCCAAACACGCGGAUGACGAACACGAAGAAAGUCUUGGUAUUAAAUCGACGUCUAGUCAUUACGAUAUCUUUGAAUCUGUUUUAAAAAAGGUGCAAGAUACUCCACAUUAUUUUUCAUUUCUUAUUCUAUUACAAAAUUUGGAUAAUUUAGAUCCAAAAUAUGAAGAAAGUGAUGAAGCAUGGAAUCUUUUAGAAUCGAUCUCCAGCAAUUACGUAAAAAAGAUGGAACAUUUCGGUAGCAAACACAUUCAAAAUUCUUGUAUGGAAUCUUAUCUUGCUGAUCUUGACACCGAUGUGGAAAGUAUAAUGUCUGAAGAUUCUGGUCAUCCGAUAUCCAGAUCCGAAUCUAUCAACAGUCAUUACAAUGUUGAAAACAAUGAAAGAUUACCCGUCGUCUCAGAAAAUAGUUACAUAAGAAAGAAAAGAGCGUGUCUGAAUUUUAUUAACACACUUUCUUCCUCGAAAGAAUCUAGUGAAAAAGAAUGUGACAACCCGAGUCUUGAUGCCUCAUCAGUUACAGAUGUUGAAUCACUUUCAGAAAAUUUGUUACCGUUCUCUCAUCAUGAAUCGGAAUCUUCUGAAACCUUUCACUCACUUCCUCCUAUUUCUCUUUCUACUCCAUCAUUACCACCACCACCACCACCACCACCACCACCUCCUCCUCCUCCUGGUCUUAUUCCUCCCCCUCCACCACCUCCUCCUCUUCCUGGUCUUCCUCUCCCUCCGCCGCCACCACCCCCACCACCCCCUCCACCUUUACCAAAUUUUGAAAAAUGUAUAUCAUCAUCAUCAUCACCUUCUUUUUCGUGUCAUUCUGCAUCUGGAUCUUCAGAACAGUUUUCUCAUCAAGGAAAUUUAAUUCAAUCAACUACCGGAAAUUAUACUCUCCAAUCACUUCCUGCUUAUUUACAACCAGGUUCUUCUCAUACAUUCCCAAAACCGAAUAAAAAAAUGAAGAUCUUGAAUUGGUCCAAAAUUCCAUCAGCUAACGUCAUUGGGCAAUCAAUAUGGAAUGAACUAUAUCAGGAAUCAAGCAAUGUUCAUCUUAACUUUGAACAAGUAGAAGAAUUGUUUUGUCAAAAGUCGACAAGUAAACCUUUGAUUAAUGAGAAAAAGAAGUUAAAUAAAAACGCUUCUGAGGUAAAUUUGCUAGAUCCAAAAAGAAGUCUGAACAUUAAUAUAUUUUUGAAGCAAUUCAAAGGAGGAGAAAAACAACUGGUGGAAUUGAUUCAAAAUUGUCAAUCUACAAAAAUAGGAUCUGAGAGAUUGAGAACAUUGAUUAAAAUUUUGCCCGCCUGCAAUGAAUUGAUUUCUGUGAAAGAAUACAACGGUGACAAAACCAGAUUGGGAAUAGCAGAGAAAUUUUAUUUACUUCUAUCCGAAGUGAAAGCCUACAAAACAAGAAUUCAAGGAAUGAUACAAAUAGAAGAAUUUCAACCAAGUGUGGACGUUCUCAAACCUCAAAUAAAGCAUUACCUAGAAACUUGCGAGACGAUUCUCAACAACAAAUCUCUUAAAGAUUUCUUUAAAAUCAUUUUGGUUACCGGAAACUUCUUAAAUUCCGGAAGUUACGCUGGAAAUGCUUUUGGAUUUCGAUUGAAUACUUUGGGGAAAUUAAUGGAAACGAGAGCCAACAAACCACGAAUGACAUUGUUGCAUUAUUUAGUGGAUGUUGCUGAGAAAGAAGAUCAGGAGAUGCUGAAUUUCACAAACGAUCUUCAGUUUUUGUCAGAAUGUUCCAAAUUAUCGGUAGAAGGAUUAACAAUUGAAGUAAAACAGUUGAAAUCAGGAUUAGAAGAACUCGACACUCAAAUUCAGAAAAACGAUCCCAGUUUAAACGAAUACUUCGGCGAUUUUAUUAAGAAAGCUAGAGAACAAGUGAAUGAACUUCAAAGCGGUAUCGAGGAAAUUGGACGUUAUUCAAUUCGUUUGGCUCAACAUUUUUGCGAGAACGAAUCGAGAUUUAAAGUGGAAGAUUGUCUCAGCAUUUUUAAUAAUUUCUGCCAGAAAAUCGAAACUGCAAAAAAAGAAAAUGAAGAUCGAAGACGACAGGAAGCGAGAACGGAGAGAUUGAAGAAGGAGCGAAAAGAUGAUCCGAAAAUUAAGAAAGAUUGUAGUAUCCAAGAAGAAAAAGCCAAAGAUGAAUCUGCAAAGAAAAAAGGAAGAAGAGAUUACAAGUCUCAGUCUCAUCCAUUCAGUGGACUAUUUCGUUUUCGAGAAUUUUUCAGAAAAUAAAUUCACGUCGAAGACAUUCGUCUUGGGGUGCCAAAGAAGAAUGUCUGAUAGAUAUGCUCCUUGCCGAUAUUCGCAAAGGAGAUUUUUCAGUCAUGCAAGGAUAAAAUGUUUUCUCC